Messenger RNA from Corythoichthys intestinalis (scribbled pipefish), 1338 nucleotides. It is a transcript of the gene rcvrna, whose product is annotated as recoverin a. Gene Ontology annotation, molecular function: calcium ion binding. Bases 91 to 702 code for a protein of 203 amino acids. Lineage: Eukaryota; Metazoa; Chordata; Actinopteri; Syngnathiformes; Syngnathidae. The transcript is spliced from 3 exons. The record is from RefSeq and is a predicted model, not a curated record.
CUGGAAUUAGGCUACCAUGAGCAUAAUCUGCUCUGCUACCGUGAGGGCCAGGCCAGUGUUAGCACGAUCUAAGGAGAAGCAGCAUCGGCAAUGGGAAACACUAAGAGCAGCACGUUGUCCAAGGAACUACUGGAGGAUCUAAAAUCCAACACCAAAUACACAGAGGCCGAGCUGUGCAGCUGGUACCAGUCCUUCCUUCGGGAAUGUCCCGGGGGGAAGAUUAGCAAGGAGCAGUUUGAAGGCAUCUAUGCCAGUUUCUUCCCAAAUGCUGACCCCACCGCUUACGCCCGCCACGUCUUCCGGAGUUUCGACACCAAUGCCGAUGGUACACUGGACUUCAAGGAGUACAUGGUGGCGCUGCACCUGACCUCAGGUGGGAAGACCCGGCAGAAGCUGGAGUGGGCCUUCGCACUCUAUGACGUGGACGGCAACGGAACCAUCAGCAAGAACGAGAUCCUGGAGAUUGUCAGGUCAAUCUUCAACAUGAUCCCAGCGGACGACCAGGAGAACCUUUCUGAGGACGAGAACACGCCAGAGAAGAGAGCUGAGAAGGUGUGGCGGUUUUUCGGGAAAAAGGAGAACGACAAAAUCUCGGAGGGCGAGUUCAUCCAGGGCGUGAUGGACAACAAGGACAUCCUGCGCCUCAUCCAGUAUGACGAACCUCAGAAGAUUAAAGACAAGCUGAAGGAGAAGAAACAGUAGCAGCUGUGAACAACAAACAAACAAACAAACUCUUUUGUUGGUUGAAGUGGCAACCGGACAGGAAGUGUCUUUCAAGAAUUAAAAAUUGGACAAAAACAAUCAUUAAUGUAUAGCAUCUGAAAAUCCUUUUGUGAUGCUGCAUGAGUCAAAAAUGAGUGAAUUCACUCAUUUCCGACUUACGAAAAUCGCUGCAUUCGGAAUUAUAUACUCAUUUCCAACCUCUCGAUAAGUACGGUUUUGGCCCGAAUAUAAGAGGGUGUUUUUUGCAUUGAAAUAAGACUGAAAAAGUGAGUGUCGUCUUAUUUUCGUGGUCCAGACGUUAUACCCAUUCACGACGCUCGAUGGCGCCAGAUAUCAUCGAAGCGAUGUUCUGUCAUGACAGAUCUCAGCUACUCUCAAGUUUAACCAGUUUGCGUUAUUUUAUUGCAAUGUUUUUCCUUAUUCAGAUUUGUUUCAAGACUACAGUCACAGUUAAGACUUCACUUUGAUGGUUAAUGCAGUUAUUGCAAUUUUGUUGUUUCAUCACAAUAGAUUGGUUUAUUUUAGGGCUGUCAAACGAUUAAAAUUUUUAAUUGAGUUAACCACAGCUUAAAAAUUAAUUAAUCGUAAUUAAUUCAAUUCAAACCAUCUCUAAAA